Molecule: messenger RNA, 1598 nt
Organism: Asterias rubens (European starfish)
Lineage: Eukaryota; Metazoa; Echinodermata; Asteroidea; Forcipulatida; Asteriidae
Product: protein C10-like
Exons: 3
Coding region: 238-609 (123 amino acids)
Biological process (GO): post-embryonic development
Source: RefSeq, a predicted model, not a curated record
UUUUGGCUGUCACUUCCGCAGUAUUAGUAGACAGGCACCAUGUUUGAUCUGCGUUUGUAUAUUUCGUUUAAGACGUCUGGGAAUCACUCUCCCAUUAGUACACAUAUAAAAGUGUAAGUGAAAUGAGUUUUUUUCAUGGUUUUGAUUUGGGUUGGUUGACUCAUGGUUGACUAAAUGAACGAAUAAAUCUUGCGCUAGAACAUUAAAUACAUUGAAGCAGAAGCAUUGGAUACUACCAUGGCACAGAAUUCACAACCUACGUUAUCGCUGGAUGAAGUCAGAAAAAUCCUCCAGGAGAUCCUGGAUGCAUUUGUAACUCCUGAGAAUAAAACACGCAUGGAUGAGGUGAAAGACGCAGCAGGCAACGACAUGAUGAAGAUGAUGCAGAUAGUGUUUCCCGUAGCAACACAAAUACAGAUGGAGGUCAUUCAGAAAUAUGGGUUCAGUGUGGACGGAGAAGGUGCAAUAAAGUUUGCCCAGUUGGUUCGACACUAUGAGACGAUGGAUAGUACUGUUGCUGAACUUGCCUCACAACUCAAGUCAAUCUUCCUACCCCCCUUGCCUCUCCCAGCCCCUCCUCAGAGCCAAGCUUCGGUAGCAUCAUCAUAAUAAACUGUCAUUCUACAUACGGCAACUCUAUUCUCGGACAGCAUUUGCACCUCUAGCUUAGGAAUGGCACCCCCUUACUUCAUGUGUUGUUGGAUAUGCGGCAUGGUGUACCUCCCUUCCUUGCUAUUGAAGGGAUGCAACAUUUUUCCUCUGGUAAAGGGGCACAUGCUAUGAGGAAAAUGUAGAUUUGUUUAGAACUUUCCAAGGGUACAACAACAAAAGCAAAGUGCACCGUGUUGCUGUGGGUGCUGUUUGUUAUUUGGAGGCUUGACCUUCCUGUUUUGUAUCCAUUGAAGUCCGGGAAGCUCAGGAAAUCUUCAGAGGAUUUUCAAGGGUGGUACUUCUGUGCAAGACAUGCAAGAGAGGAAGAGGUGCCUUAAGCAUUGGUGCCCUUGGCUUUGGUGCCCUUGACUUUGGUGCCCCUGGCUUUGGUGUCCUGAACUUGAAGAUUUCCCAAUGGAAGGUGCUGAUUGAAAAAUAGAUUAUUGAUCCUCUUCAUGAAAUUCCAGGCAAUUUGUUGUAUCAUAUUGACUUAUUUAUUUACUGAUGAUAUCUUCUGGAAUUAAAACACCUUCAUUUGUACCCACCUGGGCAAUAACAUUUGAUACCAAUAACUUGUUUACUCUUAGAUACUCAGUGUGGUUAUGGCCAGCCAAAUUAAAUAAAUAAAUAGCUACGGAAAUUGGGUCAAAUUGGGGGAAGUUUGCUUGGCAUGGCAGUUUUUUAACCUGUGCUCUACCUCUUUGACCCCGGUUCAAAUCCCGCCAGGGAACCAUGUCGAUUGGCUUUUCAGUCCCAACCUGAAACUGAAUUCCUUCCUUGUCUGUAAGGGAUUCUCGGCAAGUACACUGUUCUGUUUGUUUUUCUUUAAAGCCUUGACUUCACAAGCUGAAUUUAAAACAGUUACAGUCUUGCCCCUUUUCCCCAUUUUGGGUAUUAUUGAUUCAUAUUCGUUUAUCCUCAAAAUAAACACAUACUAUGGUAUUUUA